Lymnaea stagnalis (great pond snail) is the source of this 1264-nucleotide messenger RNA. NCBI's taxonomy places the organism in Eukaryota, Metazoa, Mollusca, Gastropoda, Lymnaeidae. The record is from the annotation of a GenBank genome assembly.
UCUAAGAGACAAAGUAAAAAUGGCAAGACUCUCUACGUUACUGGCCAUCCUGUCCACCCUUGUGGCAGUGUCAACAGGCGUCAUCUGGAUGACCAAUUUGAACGAGGAGUGGACAUUCGAGUGUCCGAAAGGCCGAACAAUUAGAUCUUUGAUGUCGUCCUACGAAGGCAAUGACAGAGUCUGGAACUUCACGUGCGACCUGACGGACCCUAAACUCAACAUCAGCGUGUGUGAUUGGAGUGGCUAUAUCAACGACUACAAUGCACAGUUUCGCUACCAGUGUCCUAGCGACGGCAUAAUCACGGGUAAGAGAGAAGGCCAUUAUUACAAUCGCACAUAAUGAAGCAGAAAAUAGUGUGAGUUAAAUUGUAACAAAAAGUGUAUUAUUAAAAAUAAUAUUUAAUAUUAGGGGCUUAACAGGGUUUUUAACACAGGUUUCUGGUAUUUUGAGAAAUAGGCCUAAAGACAAUCAUACAACCUACCUGCUGGCCUUUAAAAAUAGUCCUAGAUACAGUCUUACGUCCUACCUGCCGGCCUUUACACGAUAGUCCCAGAGACAUUUCUACACCUUACCCGCUGACUUCUAACACUAGUCCUAGAGACAGUCCUACACCUAACUCGCCGGACCUUAAACGAUAGUCCUAGAGACAGUCCUACACCUAACUCGCUGACCUUUAAACAAUAGCCCUUCAGACAAAUUGCACGCGGUUAAACCCUAGUACAAUUAUAAUUUGUUUUAGAGUUAAAUACAGUGCAGCGCCAUUUAAAAAAAGAACAACUUUAAUAAAUUAAUUAUCUUUAUACGAGAAAAAUCUUUAGUAAAUAUUUAAAUGUCAUGCUAAAGCUUUCAGUUCGUUUAAUCUACUCUUCAGGAAUGUCAUCCCAUUUCGAGGUUGGCGUCCUCGACAGAAGGUACCAGUUCCUUUGUUGCUACCCAGGGGCCUACGCGACGCACGCUUGCCAGUACACCCCGGCUCUCAACAUACAGGGUCAACUGCUGAGCUAUCGUCUCCUGGAGUCCUGGUACAUCCGAGGGGUCAACACAGAAUAUUCUAGCAGUGACCGCUUGCUGAGCCUCAACAUCUGCCGGCUGGACAAGUAUGUCGCAACAUGCUAUUACUGAGGGCUCUCUUCACACAGAUGUAAUCGGGGUUCAUUUUUAAUUUUUAAACAAUGCUCUUCAAACUUUACCAUCUAACUAGUGACUAGCAAUUUUUGUUAAUGGUCAUAAAAACAUGUAAGUGUAUUAGAUUAAAUAAACAUU